Molecule: messenger RNA, 3034 nt
Organism: Mastomys coucha (southern multimammate mouse)
Lineage: Eukaryota; Metazoa; Chordata; Mammalia; Rodentia; Muridae
Gene: Kcnc4
Product: potassium voltage-gated channel subfamily C member 4
Exons: 4
Coding region: 29-1918 (629 amino acids)
Biological process (GO): protein homooligomerization; potassium ion transmembrane transport
Cellular component (GO): dendrite membrane; neuronal cell body membrane; voltage-gated potassium channel complex
Molecular function (GO): delayed rectifier potassium channel activity; protein binding
Source: RefSeq, a predicted model, not a curated record
CCCAAGCCGGAGCCCCGCAGCGCUUCUUAUGAUCAGCUCGGUGUGUGUCUCCUCCUACCGCGGGCGCAAGUCGGGGAACAAGCCUCCGUCCAAAACAUGUCUGAAGGAGGAGAUGGCCAAGGGCGAGGCGUCGGAGAAGAUCAUCAUCAACGUGGGCGGCACGCGACAUGAGACCUACCGCAGCACCCUGCGCACCCUACCGGGCACCCGCCUUGCCUGGCUGGCGGAUCCCGACGGCGGGGGUCGGCCAGAAUCCGAUGGCGGCGGUGCAGGCAGCAGCGGCAGCAGCGGCGGCGGCGGCGGCGGCGGCGGGGGCUGUGAGUUCUUCUUUGAUCGACACCCGGGUGUUUUUGCCUAUGUGCUCAACUACUACCGUACGGGCAAGCUGCAUUGCCCCGCAGACGUGUGUGGGCCUCUCUUUGAGGAAGAGCUCACCUUCUGGGGUAUCGAUGAAACAGAUGUGGAACCCUGCUGCUGGAUGACCUACCGGCAGCACCGCGAUGCUGAGGAGGCACUGGACAUCUUCGAGAGCCCGGACGGGGGCGGGGGUGGCGCCGGGCCCGGCGACGAGGCUGGCGACGAUGAGCGGGAGUUGGCCUUGCAGCGCCUGGGCCCCCAUGAAGGAGGCUCUGGCCCUGGUGCCGGGUCCGGGGGGUGCCGUGGCUGGCAGCCCCGAAUGUGGGCGCUCUUCGAGGAUCCCUACUCAUCCCGGGCGGCCAGGGUGGUGGCCUUUGCCUCUCUCUUCUUCAUCUUGGUCUCCAUUACCACCUUCUGCCUGGAGACCCACGAGGCCUUCAACAUUGACCGAAAUGUGACGGAGAUCCACCGGGUAGGGAAUAUCACCAGCGUGCGCUUCCGGAGGGAGGUAGAAACAGAGCCCAUUCUUACCUACAUCGAGGGCGUGUGCGUGAUGUGGUUCACUCUAGAGUUCCUGGUUCGCAUUGUGUGCUGCCCCGAUACACUGGACUUUGUCAAGAACCUGCUCAACAUCAUUGACUUUGUGGCUAUCUUGCCCUUUUACCUGGAGGUGGGAUUGAGUGGCUUGUCAUCGAAGGCAGCUCGAGAUGUGCUGGGUUUCCUGCGUGUGGUGCGCUUUGUUCGCAUCCUGCGGAUCUUCAAGCUCACACGCCACUUUGUGGGGCUGCGUGUGCUAGGCCACACACUCCGAGCCAGCACCAACGAGUUCCUGUUGCUUAUCAUCUUCCUGGCCCUGGGUGUGCUCAUCUUCGCCACCAUGAUCUAUUACGCUGAACGAAUUGGGGCCAGGCCAUCUGACCCACGGGGCAAUGACCACACCGACUUCAAGAACAUCCCCAUUGGUUUCUGGUGGGCUGUGGUCACCAUGACAACGCUUGGCUAUGGGGACAUGUAUCCUAAGACGUGGUCAGGAAUGCUGGUGGGUGCGCUGUGUGCGCUGGCUGGUGUGCUGACCAUUGCCAUGCCCGUUCCUGUCAUCGUCAAUAACUUUGGUAUGUACUACUCCCUGGCUAUGGCCAAGCAGAAGCUGCCCAAGAAGCGAAAGAAGCACGUACCACGGCCACCCCAGCUUGAGUCACCCAUUUACUGCAAGUCUGAGGAGACUUCACCCCGGGACAGCACCUACAGUGAUACCAGCCCCCCUGCCCGGGAAGAGGGUGUGGUCGAGAGAAAACGGGCAGACUCUAAGCAAAAUGGCGAUGCUAAUGCGGUGCUGUCUGAUGAGGAGGGAGCUGGCCUCACCCAGCCCCUGGCCUCGGCCCCCACCCCUGAAGAACGUCGGGCCCUGAGACGCUCAGGCACACGAGACAGAAACAAGAAGGCAGCUGCCUGCUUCCUGCUUAGUGCUGGGGACUAUGCCUGUGCUGAUGGCAGUGUCCGGAAAGAAGGCAAUGUUGAACCGAAAGCGUGCGUCCCAGUGUCUCACACCUGUGCUCUUUAAACACAGAGACCUGCCAAGACGCCCUCUCGUCCAACUAUGCCCACGCUGAAGUCCUCACCCUCUCUUAGAGCGGCACCAACGUGAGAAAGACAGACAGACAGACAGAAAGCCAGAGGCUUAGGAAAACUCUGGAACCCAGACACGAAUCUUUUCCUGGGAAAGACUCAGUUAUCCUUGUUUGCACAAGACUGGUGGAAAAACCUCCCAUGCGACUCUCAGGGCCCAGAGCCAUCUGGGUCUGAUACUCUGUUCUACUGUACAUUGAAGAGACAUAUAUGCACAUAUAGUAUCUAUAUUCAUACAUACUAUAUACUCUUGUGUGUAGUGCACGUGCUACUGGUGGUCUGUCUUCAUCGUUAGGCUAUGUCUCCCAAGUCCUCUUCCCACCCUGUUUCCCCUCCACCUCUUCCUUCAUGGAUUGUUUCUUCUGACCAUGUGUAUGGGAUAUCCCAGGAAAAGUAUACCUGGGACCUGCCCCUCCAGCUGGGUGGUCCCAGGCUGCUCUCACUUGGGGAUGUUUCCUCUGCCAGCAGGUGGCCUGUUGAAGUCAGUUGAAGGCAAGAUUACCCUCCGGGGUCACUGCUUCACUAGCCCAGCCCCACCCCAGAUUGGGGUUCUACCUCCCACCCCACACCCCAGUUUGUGGGGUACUUCUAGGGGCUCUUUUGCAGCCUCUGUCACUCCUUCCAGCACUCCUUCUGUGUCCGUGACAGGAGGGAGUUUUCAUUUCUUUUGUGUGUCUCCUUUGUCCAUUUCUUUUCAAAGAUGCUGCUGGGCAGAUGGAAGGGGAUCUGUUUGCCCAUCUGGCUCAGGGGUCUAAGAAGGGGACACCUUGGGUGAGAGGAGACCAGUUGCAAUACUGUACUUCCUGGCCGGUGGCCAGAGGAUGCGUGCAAUAGCAGAGGCCGGGUGACCCCUUCAGCCUUGGCCUCUGCCCCUCCCUCGGCCCUUCCUGCCCACCCUUGGUAUUGGUCAGUCCUUUUCUAAGCUGUCCUCUUGUGUGUGUCUGAGGCACGCCUAGGCUGGGCCCACAGUGCCCUGUCUGCAUGCCCUCAACUGUCAUGCUGUGCUCGAGUACCAAUAAAGACAUCCGAGUGUCCUGCUGCUCCUCUGUGA